Diatraea saccharalis (sugarcane borer) is the source of this 339-nucleotide messenger RNA. NCBI's taxonomy places the organism in Eukaryota, Metazoa, Arthropoda, Insecta, Lepidoptera, Crambidae. The record is from the annotation of a GenBank genome assembly.
AUGACAGUAGGCAGGCUGUACGCGGUGACGCGGCUCAAGAAAGCGCGUGUGGCUUGCCUUAACACAAGAGCUGUCAACGUGAGCGGCUCACUCGACUGCAUAUGUUUUGAUAAGACGGGCACAUUAACAGAAGAUGGUUUAGACAUGUGGGGCGUGGUGUCAGUGAGCGCGGCUACAAUCCCGCCCACACUCGGCCGCCCUCAUCGAGACCCGCGGACAAUAAACGAUCUACACGAUCUGAAAAUAGCUAUGGCCACAUGUCACAGCCUAACAUUCCUCGAUGGACAGCUGGCAGGUGAUCCGCUAGACUUGAAGGUAAAAGUCCAAGUCAUUCAUUAA